AGUCCUGUAGUCUUGGUGACGGAGAGCUCCGCUCAGAUCACUGCACCUGCUCUCAUUAAAAUACAAAAUAUCACCGUAACACAAGGAUUUUUAUUUGACUACAAGUAUUUUCCCCGAUAAUGGUGGCUUCCUACAUGACAAAUGGAAAAAUGCAUCAUCAUCGGAGCAACACACCCGUGUCCUGGCCUAACGAAAAUAUUUGCUAAGAAGCAGCUGCAGUGAUAGCAAAGGUGUCCAAUAUAACGCAAGAAAACUACAAAUCCCCCCUGCAGAAUUGUGAUAUAUACUGGGAUCCCAUAAGAUAACUAGAUGAAGCAAUUCUUCAGCAGCACAGCAACACUAGUGGUCCAUAAGGAUAUAUUACAGUGAUUUCUUAUCUGGAUGACAGGUGUGUGGCUGAUCAUCCCAGACAAAAUACAGAUGUGACAGGAAGCAUGGAUAUCCUGCUCUAACUCCCUUAUACCCCGAAGAUAAAUAUAGGAUAAGUUACGUGUGUGACUGCACGAUCGAGAGUAGUCAUGCACAGCCCUGCCCCUGAAAUUGUGGCAGGGUACUCUAGUGGAUGUGUGGUGGAUAAAGAUGCUAAUCCAGAGACAACCUUGGGGAGUGCCUACUCUCCGGUGGACUACAUGAGCAUCACCAGCUUCCCCAGGCUGCCAGAGGAUGAUGUGAUGUCCGGAGAAAACACCCUAAAAUCUCGCAAGGAUGAUGACAACGUCUUGAGUGAGCAAGAUACAGACCCGGAUCUGUUUUUGAAAUCGGCUCGACUCCAGCGCCUCCCCUCCUCAGCCUCUGACUUGGCCAGCCAUGACAUCGCAUCCCUGCAGGAGACCACCAGAGACCCCUUUACAGAAGAGUGUGCCUGCCAGCGAGAUGGGCUGACGGUCAUCAUCACAGCCUGUCUCACCUUCGCCACUGGAGUCACUGUAGCACUCAUCAUGCAGAUCUACUUUGGCGACCCACAGGUCUUCAACCAAGGAGCGGUGGUGACUGAUGUGGCUCAGUGUACAUCUCUUGGGUUUGACGUUUUGGGGAAGCAGGGGUCCAGUGUUGAUGCUGCUAUCACUGCUGCCCUCUGUUUGGGGAUUGUCCACCCUCACACCUCUGGUUUAGGAGGUGGUGGAGUUAUGUUGGUGCAUGACAUCCGAAAGAAUGAGACGAGAGUCAUUGACUUCAGAGAGACCGCACCGUCUGGCAUCCUUGAGGAGAUGCUGCAGACAAAUCUUGAUCUCAGUCCUGGUCGUCUGGUGGGAGUACCAGGCAUGCUCAGUGGGAUGCAUCAAGCACACCAGCUGUAUGGCAGAAUACCGUGGAAGGAUGUUGUUACCAUGGCAGCAGAUGUGGCCAGAAAUGGAUUUAAUGUUACGCAUGACUUGGCUGAAGCCCUGGCUAAAGUUAAGGACCAAAACAUUUCGGAUGGAUUUCGGGAUUUGUUCCUCCCCAACGGCCAUGCUCCCCUCCCUGGGCUCUUCAGCAGACGUCUUGAUUUGGCGGCCAUCUUGGAUGCUGUCGCAGUUAAGGGGAUAUCCGAGUUCUACAGUGGAAACCUGACGCAGGAAAUGGCUGCUGCAGUGCAAGCAAGAGGUGGGGUGCUCACAGAGGAUGACUUCGGAAACUACAGCACAGUUCUACAGAAACCAGUAGAGAUCACCUACCAGGGACACCACGUGAUGGCGGCCCCAGCCCCACAUGCAGGUGUCGCCCUGAUCACUGCCCUCAGUAUCCUGGAGGGCUAUAACAUUACCAGCCAGAUGCCUAGGAACAGCACCUACCACUGGAUUGCAGAGUCUGUGAAGAUAGCUCUGGGCCUGGCGAGUGGGCUUGGAGACCCCAUGUUUGACACUUCUGUCUCAGAGACUGUCGCCAAGAUGCUGAGUAAAUCGCAGGCUUCCCUACUCCGCCAGAUGAUCAGUGACUCUCAAGCCUUCCCUGUCAGCCAUUACACUCCAUCAUAUACCUUGGAGGAGGGUGCAGCAGCUGCACAGGUCAUGGUCAUGGGCCCAGACGACCACAUCGUGUCAGUCGUGAGCUCUCUAAACAAACCAUUUGGCAGCAGGAUACUGACUCCUUCAGGAAUCCUUUUGAAUAGCCAGAUCCUGGACUUCUCCUGGCCUAAUAAAACACAGAACUCAUCACCUAACCCACAUAACAACCUCCAGCCUGGGAAGAGGCCCAUGUCCUUCCUGAUGCCCACAGCAGUGAGGCCAGCGGUGGGGUUAUGUGGCACAUAUGUAGCAGUUGGAUCCUCCAAUGGAGAGAAAGCUCUUAGUGGCAUCACACAGGUGUUGAUGAAUGUUCUGUCUUCACGUAAAAACAUGAGUGACAGUUUAGCAUAUGGUAGACUGCACCCUCAGCUGCAGCCCAACACUCUACUGGUGGACUCUGAGUUUCUAGAUGAAGACGUGGAGCUGCUGCAGGCCAAAGGUCACAAGGUUGAAAGGAUAGAUGUUCUGUCAUUGGUGGAGGGCACCCGGAGAACUAAUGACCUCAUCAUUGGGGUGAAAGACCCCCGUAGUGCUGAUGCCUCAGCCCUCACCAUGUCCAACAUGCCCUAGUGCACCCCCCCCCCCCCCCCUAUAUUCAAACAAUGAAACUUUGAGUAGCAGCUAGUUUUUGGCCUGUGGGGUACUGAAGAGUGUUACACUCUGAACAUAUAUAUCAGGUGUCCUGGUGUAAAUAAAUGGAUUCUUUGCACGAAUGAGCAGAUAUAAAAUAAGCAAUGAUGCCACACAGUGAAGCCACCAUUUAAAACACGUGCAUGGUCCUCUGCGCAUUCACUCCACCUUUCUGCUUUACAAUUCUUCCACUACAUUUAACCAUUCCUCCUAAUAACAUAUAAGAUCACAUAGAAAAGGGAAGAAGGAAAUAAUAUUUAAACCAGUGAUAAAGCCAGGCAUUGUCACACGUGGAACAGACUAUCCUAAACUGAACAGAGGCUCAACCAUUUACCCUCCUGCUUUUUAUAUGGUGUUUAGCAGUGGUUAGAUGUUGUUUGGUACAGUGACUGGAGUUUUAACUGUUGCGAACAAUCAAUAGCUCCUUGGGACCAUUUGGUGCGUGUUAAGACUAACACAUUAAAAAUAUGCCACAGAAAUAUGAUAAGAGCUUCACAUCUAAAUUGAUUCCUUUAAACAUGAGGAUUUGCUUCAGUUCAACAGGUGUUAAAUAUUAGUAAUGGUAAAAUAUGUGUAUUUAGAUAUUUAAUUUAAGAUAUUUUAGUUGUUGCACGAUUUUGUUCCUAUUUAAAGCUUGUCGCUUAAAGCAUUUUUUUAGAGUGGGGAUACUUGUUUUUAGAAUGGGAACAAUCAGGAUCUUUAAAGAUAAACUGAAUGUAAUCUGUCUAUUUUUAUAUGAACGUUUGAUUUCUACUGUUGUAUCACAAUGCAUACAAACAGACAUUUUAGAAAAGGCUGUUAUGUUUAUUUUUUGUGUAUUUGUGAAAUUAUUUUAGGUAGUGUAUUUGAAGUAAGAACAAAUAGCUUUUGUAAAGCAUUGCAUUCUAAAAAUGGUUUCGAUUUGAGUCCAGAAUGGCCAAUGCUGACUGAUCAAACUUUACUGUCUGUGUUGUUGGGUACUAGUGCAAUAUGGCUAUUGAUGCUUGUUUUCUGUACUGUAGAGUACCAGCACACAUUUGCACAACACCUGAUGUUUUAUUCCAUGUGCAUUUGUUUUUAAUAAAAAUAAGCACCGUCCAAACCCAAGAAAUAAAAUGUUUGCACACA
Thunnus maccoyii (southern bluefin tuna) is the source of this 3722-nucleotide messenger RNA. RefSeq names its product glutathione hydrolase 7. Gene Ontology annotation, biological process: glutathione catabolic process. The transcript has 16 exons. Gene Ontology annotation, molecular function: glutathione gamma-glutamate hydrolase. NCBI's taxonomy places the organism in Eukaryota, Metazoa, Chordata, Actinopteri, Scombriformes, Scombridae. The record is from RefSeq and is a predicted model, not a curated record. Gene Ontology annotation, cellular component: plasma membrane. Bases 519 to 2555 code for a protein of 678 amino acids.